AGUCGCGACGUAUUUUAUCUCGUAAAUAAAUCGUCCUUUUUAAUAUGUAGUGUUUAGUAACUACGUGCGUUUCUAUUCUCUUGUAUCCGUGCUACCCCAGUUUACAACAGUGGCGACGAGUCGGUCGUUUAAUUUUCGCGAAAUCCAUCGAAUUAUCGCAAAAUUAAUUCCCCCACGCGGAAACGACAACGGUGUGAAAUGGAUUCGGAAGAACAUAACCGUACUUCGGAUCUAGCCGCUGGAUCAAAUGGGACCAUCAACGGGCUCCCCAGUGGACAGCAGUUCCUCCCAGCUGGCAUGGCAAGCUUUGUUCGCCCCACACAGUUUGGUCAGCAGCCACCGACGGGACUUUCUCAACAGUUCCCCGGGCAGCAGCAGCAACGUUCGUAUCAAUCAACACACCACCUCUCAUCAUCAGACGCACUCCUUUCCCAGCUCCUCCAACAGCAGCAAGCAUUUGCGACACAAAUGCUAAAUCAGCAGCAGGAGUUUAUGCGACAGCAGCAGGAGAUGUUCCUCCGUACGAUGUCAUCGUUGAGCGUGCAGGUACCAUCUAACCCUGAAGUGAUUUUAGACUCACUUUCGCACCACAUCAAGGAGUUCCGGUACGAUCCGGAAAACAACAUUACGUUUGCGGCUUGGUACGCGCGGUACAAGGACCUGUUUGAGCAAGACGCUUCCCGGCUCGACAGCGAUGCAAAAGUCCGUUUGUUCCUCCGGAAGAUGGGUUCCGCCGAACAUGAACGGUAUGUUAAUUUCAUCCUUCCGAAACUACCGAAAGAUUACCAAUUUGACGAAACUGUUCGGAAAUUGGGAAUCCUGUUCGGUGCUGCUGAAUCGCUCACUAGCAAGCGUUACCGGUGCCUACAAACAACAAAGAAGUCCACCGAAGAUUACGUUUCGUUUUCAUGCCGUGUAAACAAGAACGUGGUCGAUUUUGAGCUGAGUAAAUUGACGGAGGAGCAGUUCAAAUGCUUAUUAUUUGUUUGCGGCUUGAAAGCGGAGUGUGAUGCAGAGAUUGUGUCAUCAGGAAAUUCGUCAUCAGGGAACCGAAAUGCGGCUUGUCGACCAUCGGGAAUUGGUAGCUCACUCACCAACGAAGGCGAAUUAAACGAGGCGGUUUCAUCCCUGCAUGGUGGUUAUCCAGCUGGAAGAAAAAUUUCGAACCGAAGCGAGGUCCCCGUGAUUGUGUUCCUGGUACAUGGAAAGCGGACCACCCAAUGGCAGCGAUGGUGUGGCAGCUUUCUGAUCCUGCUGCUGAGAUCCGAGGACCUUCAGGCUGGAGCAGUAAGCGGCAGUUCACCAGCUGGAAGGAAAAUUUCGGAUCGAAGCGAGGUCCCCGGUACAUGCAAAGCGUACCACCCGAUGUCAGCUAUGGCGGAAGCUGCCAGUUCUUGUUAG
This is a messenger RNA of Uranotaenia lowii, 1401 nucleotides long. RefSeq lists its product as uncharacterized. The coding region runs from base 199 to 1401 and encodes 400 amino acids. The record is from RefSeq and is a predicted model, not a curated record. The transcript has 3 exons. NCBI's taxonomy places the organism in Eukaryota, Metazoa, Arthropoda, Insecta, Diptera, Culicidae.